AUGGUAGAUUACCUGUUGCCAGAAGAGUUUGCCACCGGUAGCGAUUUAAUCAGCAAGGUCGUCCUAGCUGAUAAAAGAAUUAUCAAUAUUAUAUGCAAAAGCCUCAACAAUAGUCCACAGGAUCAUUAUAUGGCCGCCCCUAGCGAAUUCCUGGAUAAAAACGCCUGCAAUGUUCUAUAUCUCCCAAAAGUGGCUCUUAGUGAAUACCCGCCCAUAAUAAUAGAAGUCCAAAAAAAUGUUAAUGAAAAGUACAUGUCUCGCGCUGCACGUUACUCCCCAUUGGUCUGA
This is a messenger RNA of Rhizopus microsporus ATCC 52813, 288 nucleotides long. RefSeq lists its product as uncharacterized. The record is from RefSeq and is a predicted model, not a curated record. NCBI's taxonomy places the organism in Eukaryota, Fungi, Mucoromycota, Mucoromycetes, Mucorales, Rhizopodaceae. The coding region runs from base 1 to 288 and encodes 95 amino acids. The transcript has 2 exons.